AUGUCGAUUGUUUGUUGCCGUGACUGUCUGUCGAUCGUUGGGGUUUAUGGAGUGAUCUCGGCCGUCGCUCAACAGCAAACUCCGCCACUCAGAAACUACUCCGAUGCCUCUACACCCGGGGCCCCCUUGACGCCGGGCUAUCCAAUAGAGGUUGGCUAUCAUUCGGAUUUGUGGUGUCGUUCGGCUACGUGGCUGGCCGCACACGCUGUACGACGACGUCGGAGAUCGCGCAUUUGCACCCCUCACACUCAUCCAUAUUUCCUUCUUUUUUGCUUUUUCGGCCAACCGAAGACUCUCCCACACACCCUUCUCGACGCGUCACAUACUGUACGUAUCCCUCCCUACCCCUCUCACCCCUGUCUCCGACCAAUGCUCUCCAACACUUGCCCUAAGAGUUUGACUCGACACAUCUCUUUUUCGGCUUUGGGUGCGCGUUUGUUCCCGUUGCGACUAUCAGCCCAAUCACAUAGAGUGUGUGCAAUGGAGGUACUGCGUAACAACCUAGAGGCCUUUCUGCCCAAGAUUAAAGAUGCCAUUGAGGAGGCCGACUUCAUUGCGAUCGACGCGGAAUUCACUGGCCUUGGAAUUGGAUACCCAAACGAAUACCUGGACACUGCGCAAGACCGGUACACCAAGUCGAAAAGAUCCACUCAAUCAUACGUACCCAUACAGUUUGGGCUCUCUACUUUCGCUUGGGAUGCAGCCGCUAAGCAAUAUGUAGCUAAGCCCUUCAACUGCUACGUAUUUCCGGCCGUGGGCAGCCGAGUUUUGGGUCUGGACCGCGAGUUUACCUGCCAGGCCGGCUCGCUAGUAUUUCUGCGACAGUCCAAACUGGAUUUUAACAAAUGGAUCUCGCAAGGGAUCCCGUACCUCAACCUUGAUGAGGAGGAGAGAGCAAUGCACAAAAUCGGCAUGGCUCUGAGCGGCGAAGACAUCGCAAUAGAUGGCCAAAACCAGGAUUUUGUCGAUACGACCAUGGACGCUAUACAUACAUGGCUGCAAACUUCGAUUGAAAAGACUGUGACGGUUUCCGCACCAACUCGAUAUCAUAGGCGACUUGUGCAUCAGGAAGUUCGGAAAAAGUAUAAGGAUUCGCUAAAAACGGAUGGCGUUGAAAGUUUUGUGCAUAUUCGGAAGCUUACAGACGAGGAGAGGAGGGAAGGAACAUCUGAGAGAAGUAAAAUGCUCCAUGACGAACUUGCAGAGUUGGUGGGCUUUAGGAAGGUCCUGGACCUGAUAUCCAAGAGUCGGAAGCCCGUUGUCGGGCACAACAUGAUGCUCGACCUUCUGCACACAUUUCAGUCGUUUCACAAAAACCUCCCGGAGGACGUUGCGGACUUCCGAAAGGAUCUCUCGGAACUGUUUCCGAUAAUAUACGAUACCAAGCACUUAGCGCAUUCAAAUGAGAAGCUGCAGCCUUUGAUCAUGAGAUCGUCCCUGAACGAUGUCCUGCAACGAACGGCGCGCGUACCGUUUGAGCAUCCACACAUAGUGCCUCACCCGGAGUACGCUUCCUACGACACCGAGGGUGAAAACCUCCAUGAGGCUGGGUACGACGCAUAUGUCACCGGGGUGAUUUUUGGCAAACUACUAGGGGUGGCCACCGACUUACAAGCUGGCGAGCGCAUAUCGUGGGGUCAUGAGAGUAUUGCAGCAGCGGCCAACAAAGUCCACAUGAUGCGAUCGGACAUGCCAUACUUUGAUCUUGACGGGGAGCAAGAGCCAGACCGCUCGAACGUGUUCCACAUAUCAGGCUUCACCCAAGCAGUAUCCUUUCACGAUGUGCAACAAGAGUUUGAGGAUCUUGGUGAUAUCAGUGUGAAUCAGCUGACAAAGGAGAGCUGCUAUAUCAUUGUGAAGGACCGAUCCAAGGUCCCGACGGUUUUGUCUGCAUACGGAAGCUCAACAUCAGACGGAGAACAGGGGCGGAAGAAGAACUUCACGUACAAACUGGCAACGUACGCCGAUCAUAUCGCUCCGAAGCUCUCGAAUGGGGUGUCGAAGGUCAUUGAUGCUAUCAAAGCACCGAUUCUCCAAGACAAGGGUGCAUCAAAUGGAGGAAAUGGCACGCCUUCCACACCACAAGAUGACGAAACACCGCGGAAACGGAAACGAUAUGUUGACGAGUUGGUGAACGUAUCUGCGGAAGCGGAAGCUAGCCCUGCAAGUACUCGGGAAUCGAAGAGACGUUCUAGACGCGCAGGUACAUAAAUUGAGCAGUAGCUCCAUCGACGGCGUAGCUCAACCGGAUGUCCACAAGACUUGGUGUCCUUACCUCCACCCCCUCACCUGUCAACCUACGGCUUGGACAAUUCGCAUAGCAAGUCUUGCCUUAGAGUAGUCUCUCACCUGUAUAUACGCCUUUGUCUGGGGGCAUGUAGGUUGUGGAUAUUUUGGAAACAUCACGCAUCUAGUGGCAUGAUCUUUGCUUUAUCGUUGCGGGCCUUCGAAGCGAUUAAGGGUAUCAACAAUAUCUGCAUCGAUGUGUGAUGAACAACGAGGAUUUCAUUUUUGGA
Molecule: messenger RNA, 2516 nt
Organism: Fimicolochytrium jonesii
Lineage: Eukaryota; Fungi; Chytridiomycota; Chytridiomycetes; Spizellomycetales; Powellomycetaceae
Product: ribonuclease H-like domain-containing protein
Exons: 13
Coding region: 1-2211 (736 amino acids)
Biological process (GO): nuclear-transcribed mRNA poly(A) tail shortening
Cellular component (GO): cytoplasm
Molecular function (GO): poly(A)-specific ribonuclease activity; RNA binding
Source: RefSeq, a predicted model, not a curated record